Molecule: messenger RNA, 471 nt
Organism: Puccinia triticina
Lineage: Eukaryota; Fungi; Basidiomycota; Pucciniomycetes; Pucciniales; Pucciniaceae
Exons: 4
Coding region: 1-471 (156 amino acids)
Biological process (GO): glucan catabolic process
Source: RefSeq, a predicted model, not a curated record
AUGCAGCAGUCGGCCGUUGGUACUGUUCUCAAUGCAGACUGCGACGUAUAUGCAUCCUCCAACCUUGGAUGUGGAGUUCACGACCGUUCGAAUGCCUCAUAUGGCCAGCCAUUUAACCAGGCAGGUGGUGGGGUAUUCGCAAUGGAAUGGUCUCCUAACGGGGUCUCCAUCUGGCGUUUCAGCCGUGGUGAAGUACCUCGAGAUCUUCAGGCAGGCCAUACUCCUCAGCCUUCCACCUGGCCCAUCCGUCCAGUCGCGCAUUGGGCCAGCAACGGAUGUAACAACAUGAACGAAGAAUUCUCCGAACACCGGAUUAUUUUUGAUAUCACGCUUUGCGGAGACUGGGCUGGUUCUGCUGGUGUAUUUAAUGCAAAUAAUGCCUGCUCUGGAUCAUGCACUGAUUUAGUUAAAGAUCCGACUAAUUACAAGGACGCUAAUUGGGAAAUCGCCUCGGUGAAGCUUUACCAGUGA